This is a messenger RNA of Acanthocheilonema viteae, 246 nucleotides long. The record is from the annotation of a GenBank genome assembly. Lineage: Eukaryota; Metazoa; Nematoda; Chromadorea; Rhabditida; Onchocercidae.
AUGGGUACAAUGGUAUCAUCACCAUCAAGUCCCGAGCCUGAAGAUGCUUCAACAAUUUCCGAACGAUUAUUGCUUACGCUUGCUCAGAGACCAUUACGAAUGACCAAUAUGUUAUAUAUGACUAGGAUUAUAAGUGAUUGUAGUUCAGAAGAGAAAUUAAGAUUGUUUCAAGCAGGGGUCCUUCGACGAAUAUGUGAAACAAUAGCCGAAUAUGGUGGCAUCAAUGAAUUAAAUAGGAAAGUUUAA